AUGACGUCUAAGGGUUCUCGGAAGAGAGUGAAGCCCAGCCCCGGAGGCGUGGACACACCAGUUACACCCGAUGGUCGAGAACGUUCAGACUCCCAGACUCGGGGACGCAAUGCACCCUCGAAACAGAACUGGUAUCCUGGAGUAUGGUCUUCUGCCGCAAGAGUCCCUAAAGCAGCCCCAGUUACCGAGGUUGCCCGUGAGAGCAUCUCAGCCGCCAAAUCUGUAGCCUCGACUGCCAUGAACACAUCAGCCUCUCUACUUGAAACCCCCAUAAGGACCCGAAACCCUUCUCUUCAACUCACGCGAAAGGAAGGCGCAUCGGCCAGGUCCCUGCCCGUCGGAGCUACCACAACCCGAGUCAACAUUGCAUCAGACGGUUCGGCCUCUACCAUAGCCACCGGCGAUAACAGUGACUCCGCUACCAUCAAAGCCGUGACAUCGGACAAAGAGACCUCGGAGGAUACCAACACCAAGCCUGUAGAGAAAACGGCUAAGGAGCAGGCCACCGCACCCAACACCGAUUCGAGCCAAAAGCUCACGGAUUCUGCAGAGGGAGCAGAGCAACCUAGCGGCUGGUUUUCGUGGCUAUAUGGAACACCAAAUACAACCCAAGCUACUGCGAACGCUCCAGAAUCCACAGAAACUACAGAGCGCCCGCCAGCCGAACAAAGCACAGAGCAGGUUGCUCAGUCCCACGUGAAAGAGCUUACGCGAGAGGUGGAGGCAACACCAGCAGCAGAGGCAAGUCAAGACACGAUUGAAGUUAGACCCACGGCGCACAAACGAUCGUGGCUUCAGAUGUGGUACGGUACAAACACACCGAAUAAUCAAGAAGAGCCAUCAUCUGCAGCCCCCACGGCUGUGCCUCCUGUGGCUGAGAACAUCACCGAAGAAUCCAACUCAGAAAUGCCUCCGAAAGAUCCAACAAAGGACCCAAGAGAGCCGAACGGCGGCUCGCAGACCCCUGUCACAAAUGCGAGAUCAUCUGGUUGGUCGUUUUGGUCUAAAGACACAAACAAAGAUGCGCCCUCAGAUGCACCUCAAACAGGCGAAGCAGUAGAAGCUUCAGUGGAACAAGAUAAAUCGUUGAAGACUAACGCAUCUGAUCCAGACGCAGAUGGAAAUGUGAAGAUCACCCACACAGGUAGCAUCAAAGUCAAGCCGCCAAAAGACAGCCAUCUCAAGGAUGGAUCUGUAUCUACCGUCGAUGCGCCACCCGCUGAGCCUCGACCGGCCGAUAUAACCGCCUCGAAGCAAUUGCAGAAAAUCCUUCCCAAUCAAGUCUUGCCCAGUUUUCAAGAAACGUACUCCUUCGAGGAAUCACCCUCAAUUUUGCAGAGCCUUGGUAGGCUGCUGCAUUACAGUAAGGGAGAGGAGAUUGGGCACGUUAGCAAAGUCAGGGAGCCAUUACGUGUUAAACGUGCCUUGGCGAUCGGCGUGCAUGGCUACUUCCCGGCACCUUUAAUCCGAAGUGUACUCGGACAGCCAACCGGAACUUCAAUUCGUUUCUCGAAUAUGGCGGCAGAUGCCAUUCGGAAAUACACAGAGAGUCACGGCUACACUUGUGAUAUCGAAAAGAUCGCCCUCGAAGGCGAAGGUCGCAUCGCAGAACGAGUGGAUCUUCUAUGGAAAUUACUUCUCAAUUGGAUGGAAGAGAUACGGAAAGCAGACUUUGUCAUGAUCGCAUGUCAUAGUCAGGGUGUUCCGGUAGGCGUCAUGCUGGUUGCAAAGCUGAUACAGUUUGGUUGUCUUGACGCCAAACGAGUGGGCAUAUGCGCUAUGGCAGGCGUUAAUCUCGGUCCCUUCCCCACCUAUCGUUCUCGAUUCAUCAAUGGUUCUGCUGGCGAAUUGUUUGAAUUUGCUCUUCCAUUCAGCAAAGUCUCCAAGGAGUAUGAAUCUGCUCUCAGGUGUACACUGGAUUUUGGUGUUCGCAUAUCUUACAUUGGAAGCAUUGAUGAUCAACUUGUUUCUCUGGAGUCGUCGCUGUUCUCACCCGUAGCCCAUCCCUACGUCUACCGCGCCGUUUUCGUGGAUGGCCGAGUUCAUGCUCCCAGCUUUUUAUCUCACUUGGUCGGCUUCGCUCUCAAGCUUCGCAACCUGGGAAUUUCAGACCACGGUCUCAUACGCGAACUAAGCGCCCCUCUAGCUGGCAGCUUAUACUCAGGCGAAGGACACUCCCGAUUGUACGAAGACGAAGCUGUUUACUCGAUGGCUAUCGAAUUCGCUCUAGAGACUUCUUCCAUCCCCAAUUCGACUCUCAGCAUCAAGCGAGCCACCAGCUCUGUGUCGCCAAACCCGUACAUCUUGCCCUUUGCAAUGCGUGGUCUUUUGGAAGAGGAAUACGUACGGCGUGAAAUGCACGGAGACACAAUGGAGUUACUAAAGCAGUUCGAUGACUGGAAACCUUCCAGCAAGGUUUUGAAAGACGUCAAGUUCCGACUGGAGGGAAUUCGGUCGAAGCUAUAG
Penicillium salamii is the source of this 2466-nucleotide messenger RNA. The record is from the annotation of a GenBank genome assembly. NCBI's taxonomy places the organism in Eukaryota, Fungi, Ascomycota, Eurotiomycetes, Eurotiales, Aspergillaceae.